CUGCUGGUGCUGCUGGAAAGAAAAAGGUUUUAUUUUUGACAGACCAAAAGCAGACCGAUGGCUGGGGCUCCUGGUUUCAUUUGGGUCCCCCUCCUGCUCGCCUGCACCUUUCAUGCAUCGGACAACAGGCACGUUGUUACCCAGGAAUUUGUCAGUGAUGUUGGAAACCCCGAGCUUUCCCAGUUCCCAAUAACCUUACCAGAUGGAACUGACCUCAAUAUAACGUCAAUUAAAAUAAAACUUUGCUCUGGAAUGGCAGAACAAAUAUCAUCUCUGAAUGCGCAGCUUCAGGAAACAGGUGUUCGUAACAGUCUUCUCGGUGACGAGGCUCUCUGGCUGAAGAGAGAGGUCGCUCAGCUGAAGCAGAGACUUGACUUCUGCAACUCUGCAGCAUACUCCGUUGCCGGCUCUUAUCAGGCCCAGCUGCAGAUCAAAAUGAACCAGCUGCUGGAGGUGUAUGACGGCGAAGCAUUCCAGAUACUGAAAUUAAUGGCGCUCACUAGAGAGGUCAGCGCUUUACAGAAGAUGGUUGAACGCGGGCCUAGUUCUACUGAAACUCGUACUGAAUUCAGAAUUCUGCAGAGAAAUCUGCAAGAGAAGACCGCUGAACUGAAUGCAAAGACACAGGAAUUGAAGAGGAACCAGCCCAACUCAGCUCUCAUUUUACAGAUAAUCUCCCUACAAAGUCAGAUCUGGGACUUACAGCAAGCGGGGUCAAGACAGGAAACCGCCCUUCAGACGGAGAGGAAGAUUCAGGAUUUACAAGAACAACUCGACAGCAAGAUCCGCGAGCUGCAGGGCAAAGGAGACACCAUCACAACCGUGCUGGAGGUCAUUUCUGUGCGGAGUAAGAUUACAAUCGUGCAGAAAACGAUCAGGUACUACACUGAGAAGUCAAGGACCAAUGCUGCUGAGAUCGAGAGGCAGUGGAGGAAAACGAUUGAGCUACUUAAACAAAAGAUCUUGCAGUUGAAUGAUGAUGAAAACAACAAAGAACUUACCAAAGAGAUUUUGGAGCUGCAGGGCGAGGUGAUGCGGCUGACGGGAUUAAGGAUGACGGCCCAGGAGACACUGGAAAUCAAACUUAAAGAGGUUAGAGAAGAUCUAGAGGUGACCAAGAAGCGGGAGCAAUUCCUACAGAAACAGUUGCAGGAUGCAGACUACGCCCUGGCACAGCAGAUCAUGAAAAUCAUCAUGAUUAUGGAGGAGCUGAGAGAGCAGAGCCAGCUCACGUCAACAGGUCAAACCCGAGACGUUUUGACUCAGCUUCAGGCCUAUAAGCAAGACUAUGCCAAAGCUCAGACGGAAAUCACGGACCUGCAGCAAAAACUGCGACAGUUACAAGAGGCCUGUUCUGGACCUGAGGGAAAAUAUAACAGUGUGAAGGUUGAGUUAGAGCAGAAGAUUGCAGAACUGAAUCAAACUGAGGACUCCAGCGCAGCUCUCAUUUUGAGUUUGAUAAACCUCCAUGGUGAACUAAAGGCUCUAAAGAAACAGAUCUCAACUACAGACGAUGCAGACAUGAUUUCAAAGCUGCAGAAGCAACUGCAGGAGAAACAAAAACACCUGGACUCGAAGGCUGCAGACAUAAGCAGACUGACUGCCAGCCCACAACUAAUUUUAAAGAUCAUUGAGCUGCAGAAUGACAUACGGGACCUUCACAACAACGACAGCAAUGACAACGCUGAAGAAAUAAGUGAGUUACAAAACAGAGUUAAUGGUCUCCUCACUGAAUUAGACGACAGAAGCCCAGACAGCACAAAACUGAUUAUUCAAAUCUUGACGCUCCAGAGUCAGGUGGAGUAUCUGCGGAGACAGCUGUCAAAGUCUGAGGUGGCACCAAACACAAGUGUAACCGAGCUCAAAAAUGAACUUGCGUCCAAGGAGAAAGAGCUGCAGCAACAUGUUAGCGAGCUGAAGGAGAAGAACCAGACAAACGCCAAUUUGAUUCUGAGCAUCACUGAUCUGGAACACCAACUCAGGAAAAUUGAAAGAGAAAAGCAAACCGAGGACAAAGCAGCUUCUGCUACAAUAUCUAAGCUGAGGAAAGAACUGAGCCUCAAGGAAAAGGAGCAUGAUCGUGAUCAGGCUUUGAUCAAAGCUCUACAAAACAGUGUGAACGAGACAGAGGUGCAGUGCUCUGCACAUGAGCAGAAAAUUACAGCUCUGCAGAAUGAACUGGAUACCAAACUGGAGGAACUGAAGUCCAAAUCUGACACGGUCACUUCACUUGCUCUUCAGGUUUCCACAUUAUCGGGGCAACUGGCAGAAUUGAAACAGCAACUUCAAGACUCUCCACCCAAAUCCAAGCUAGAGGAGCUGCAGAGAAUUAUAGAUGAAAAGAGUCGAGAGCUGGACACGAAAAAGGAUGCGCUGAAAGAACGGAGUUCUCAAGCACAAAGGCUUCUGCAGAUUAUUUUGCUGCAAGUAGAGAUUGCGAAACUGGGAAAUGAGGCGGUGAAUGAUACAGAUUUUGCCAAUAUUGCAGCACUCCAAGACCAUCUCACAUACUUGAUUGAUGGAAUUAAAGACUCAAAGAAUGAAACCACAAAACUGACAUUUCAAAUCUUGUCUCAGCAAGAUGAAAUAUUCAGACUGAAGAAGCAGCAAGAUAGUCAGCUGAAAGAACAAGCCAAGCGAAUUAAAGACCUGGAGGACGAACAAGAGUACAUCAGAAGUCAGAUACAAGAAAAAACCAGGUUGUUGAAUAUGAGGGAUGUGAGGAUUGCCAAUCUGUCUGCUGACAUCAUGGAACUUCACAAGAAGAUCCAACCGCUGACGGACGAAGUAUCGGACCUCAAAGAGACAUAUGAUGGGAACCUUGCAGAACUGCAAGAACGACUCAAUUUAACAAAGAGUCAACUGCAAGACUGUGAACUCCAACUGCAGCAUGCUGACGCAAAGAACUUCAAAUUAACAAUGACCAUCACCAAUCUGAGGAUGGAGUUGAAGAAGGCCAAAAAAGAGGCAUCCAGAAAUCCUAAAAAGAAUAUCGCUGACCUGGAACAACAGCUUGAAACCCAAAAAAGCCAGAACAGGAAUCUUGAAAGCACAAACAAGGGCUUAGAGCAACAGGUCAGAGAGCUGGACAUGUGCUGCACAGUCAACAACCAAUGUGAAGACGUGCAAAAAAAACUGCAGCAGAGCCAAGAGGAUGCAGAUAGCCUCCUUCUGCAGCUGCAGGAGAAGGAUGCAGCUCUAAAAAAGUCGCAGCAGGACUUUGAGAGACUGGGCCGUGACAAAGCCAAACUGCAAGAGAACUACAACAAUCUCUUGAAGAAGCAGGGUGAUGUGGACGAUAGGAUGAUCUUUCCCUCAAGUAUAACUCUGGAUCCAGAUACUGCACACCCGAGACUAGUGCUAGGUGAGGGUAACACCGCGGUAUCCACCACUAACAACGUGCAAAAUGUCCAGGACCUUCCAGGCAGAUAUGACGUGAGUCUCGCCGUCUUGGGCACCACCGGCUACUCCAGUGGCCGACAUUACUGGGAGGUGUCGGUAGCCGGAAAGAUCUGCUACCACCUUGGGAUGACCAGCGAAUCUGCUCGGAGAAAGGGGUCGCUGUCAUUCAAGCCAGCGAAUGGUUUCUGGACUAUAGUCCUGGACAAACAGGGUCAGCUCAAAGCUAUUGAUAGGAAAGCUGUUGUUCUUGCCUCACAGACGCAACCCCUCUCACUGGGCGUCCUGUUAGACUACAGCAAGGGAUCCAUUUCCUUUUAUGAUGCAGGCGACAGAACUCACAUGUACACUUUUUCAGGUCAGACGUUUACCGACAAAAUGUAUCCAUUUAUCAAUUAUUGUGUUGAAGAUGUCCAAAAUCCAAGUCCAAUAGUUUUAGUUCCACCCGGAUCCACUGACUGGAUACAAUAAGUACCGGUAACGUGAUAUGCUUGUUCACUUUGAAAUCAAAUGUAUGUGCAUCAAUAAUCAACAGCUCAGUUAAUAAACUUGUAUCAAAUGUAAAAGAAAAUGUUAACACAUUUCUGUGAUUAUCGCUUGUGUUUUUCAUACAAUAAAAGUUUCAGUA
This is a messenger RNA of Cololabis saira (Pacific saury), 4027 nucleotides long. Its product is annotated as golgin subfamily A member 4. Gene Ontology annotation, molecular function: protein binding. NCBI's taxonomy places the organism in Eukaryota, Metazoa, Chordata, Actinopteri, Beloniformes, Belonidae. The record is from RefSeq and is a predicted model, not a curated record. The transcript has 43 exons. Bases 58 to 3870 code for a protein of 1270 amino acids.